Messenger RNA from Heterotrigona itama, 423 nucleotides. Lineage: Eukaryota; Metazoa; Arthropoda; Insecta; Hymenoptera; Apidae. The record is from the annotation of a GenBank genome assembly.
AUGAAAUUCAACUUGUUUUCGACCUGCAUAGUGAUCACUUUUAUGGGAACCUUCAGGCCAGAAUCGUUGAGGAUAUGGAUCACCCAUCCCAGGAAUCGUAGAAACAUACAGUCUGAUUUGCUCAUCUUCACACUACUUUCCGUCGUUACCGUGGGUUUGGUAACAGUUUGCCUCCUAGGUAUGCAAUACUUCGUUAUCGAGGGAAACAAGAUCGGAGUUUCCAAACUGUGGACGAGAGGAGCCAUAUGGUUUUUCCUCACCAUCGUCGUGCUGGGUUACAUCACAACGGUCUAUUUACUCGGAAAAGGUGAGGAAUCCUGGAUGAGACAAGCGUGGAUGAACGUGUUGCCCGAUAAUUCGCGUGGCGAAUUAAGGGAUAAUUUAGAGUUUACCGAUGAAAUAAACGCGCGCAGCGGAGUUUAA